GGCGUCUUCAAUCAUGCUUCUUGCUUUGUGUCUCUCUCGCUUCUAUGCCGUUCGGAUCGGCAUGUGUGCUUUUGACAUGCGCUUUAAGAGCCAGGACAAGCUUGGUAUGGGCAAGUGCCGAAAUUCUGUUGUGAAAAGAUUGCCUGGAACCUCUUUCACGGUGCCGGCGCGCUGGAAGAGACGAUUGACCAUGUUCUCGCUCCUUGUGAAGUGUUUCUCAAGAUGACUUGUGCAUUCUUUCCUUCUCACUUGAGGGAAAUAGCCUUCCGAG
Molecule: messenger RNA, 271 nt
Organism: Acaromyces ingoldii
Lineage: Eukaryota; Fungi; Basidiomycota; Exobasidiomycetes; Exobasidiales; Cryptobasidiaceae
Exons: 1
Coding region: 14-226 (70 amino acids)
Source: RefSeq, a predicted model, not a curated record